Molecule: messenger RNA, 882 nt
Organism: Symbiodinium natans
Lineage: Eukaryota; Dinophyceae; Suessiales; Symbiodiniaceae
Source: the annotation of a GenBank genome assembly
AUGGGAUGUUUCAUGAUGACUGUCAAAGGCUUCCCUGAACUUCAGUGUCCUGCAGUGAUGAUUGUUCGAUUUUCGAAGCAUGCGAAACAGGUCCAGAUAUUCGAUUUCACAAUGCACUGGGUUCAGGGCCGGUUGACCUCCAAAUUGGCAGCAUCGCUCCUGUUUCGUCGAGGCUUGCAUGGCCACACAUUGCUGGCUGCUUUGAUUCGGGACCAUCGCAUCCUCAAGGUGACUGCAGAUGGACUCUCGAAGCUCUUGGACGCUUACGCUGUUCGGAUGAGACGAAACUCCUCAAAGUCAGCCAAGAUUCGUGGGCUGAUGGCCACUGAUGAAAUCCGGGAGUUUUGCACCGACGAAGAACUAGCUGCACUCGACAAGGCCCUGGACGAGCACGACAAGAAGCGCAGAAAAAUGAAGGUGCCAGACAAUGUUGACGGAGAAGAAGAGGAUGCUCAGGAAGCUACAAGGCUGCAAACAGUAUGGACACCGCCUGCUGAAGAAGCAGAGAUGAAUGAACAGGAUCCGGGAAUGAUGCUGGCGCAGCAGAUGGUGUCUGAAAUGGGCGAAGGUGAAGAGGAUGGCAGCGACAAAGAGCAAGAGCAGCCUGCGCAGGAGGCUGAGAUGGAAGCAGCCAGCAGGGAAACAGGUGAGGCAGCUUCAAGCUCACAGAGGCCUGCCCAGAACGAGACACAGGAGAGACAGAGGGAGAGCAGGAAGUUGCUGAGCAAAGCCACAACGAUCCCGCCCUGGCUCCGCGAGAUGUUUGAUGUGCCAGAUGGUGUUGUCCCGUGGCACGUGCAGCACAAGGCCAAGGUUUUGCCGCACUUCCAAGUCCGGCUUCCAGCAGAUGUCACCCACGAGGGCAAGUAUCACAUGCAAUGA